AUGCUUUAUCACAAACUGCGUUCACUUCAGGACGUGCGGCAACUUUUGUGCAGCAGCAAGGGCCUGGACGACACCGAUGACUCCACAAGUGAAUGCGAGAGGGACGGACUUUUGAUGGCUGUUAUGCUGCAUAGUCUGAUGGAAAUCGCCACGAACAGUACCAGCGAAUGGGCUGUACAUACCCUUGGGGGGCUGUCCAUGGUAAAACGAUAUGGGCACGAGCCAUUUAGUCCAGAGGUUUAUCGUUUUGUUACCGAUCACUUCUCGCUUUUCGAAGCCUUUCUUGCUACGACAGGGACUGAGCUUGAGAUUGAAAAUCUAGAUGGCUGGCUAAUACCACAGCGAAAGUCCAUGUUCCCGAUAUUGAGAUCAGUGCAUGGCCGCUCACAAAUCAACCCGUACACAGGGCUAUCAUCGGAGCUUAUCCAAAACAUCGUUUUGAUAACUUCAACUAUCCAGCGUCAUUCGGCAGCAGGUUCAGAAAGGAAAAGUGCGGCCAUCAUGCGUGCGGAGUUGCAAGCCGUAGAGAACCAACUCAGUGAACUACAGCAGUGGUCUGAAGACUCUGAUAUGGAAAGUCUGAUUUAUAUCAACGCGGCGGCAUUCGAGGCUGCAGCCUGGGUAUACCUUCGAGUGGCUCAGUAUGGGCGUGAUGCGGAAGAGGUGCAGAAAAGCCUAAUGCCAAAGCUUUUUGAAGCGAUACGCCGAGUUCACGAACGGCGGGAUGCUCUUAUCGGGUCGGUGCCGUACCCGAUGUGGGCUCUAUUCAUUGCAGCUUGUCUUGCCCCCGAGCACAAAAGAAUGCAGGUGUUAGACUGGUUUGAAGAGCUCAAGGGGUGCCGCUCACUCAGCAAUGUGUCUAGUACGAUGGAGGCGACGAUGAUGGUUUGGAAACAGCAGGAUUUGAAGUGGAUUAAUGGGUACCCAAGGGGGGGUAGAGUAUCGGGAGUCCCUUGGCACGAAGCUAUCCGAUGCCUUGGUUGGAUGCUGUCGCUUAUGUGA
Messenger RNA from Fusarium sp. VM40, 1002 nucleotides. The record is from the annotation of a GenBank genome assembly. Lineage: Eukaryota; Fungi; Ascomycota; Sordariomycetes; Hypocreales; Nectriaceae.